UCUUACAAAACUUAACUCGAAAGCUCCCCCCCGAGCUUAACUUUUUGUUCUCCUCUCUCUCAUAUCUCUUCUGUCCCCAGUGAUUAGAUUCGAUCGAUCCGAAACUGUAACUGGUGAGAGAGAGAGGAAGAUGGGUUGUGCUCAAUCCAAGAUCGAGAACGAAGAAGCCGUUACUCGCUGCAAAGAACGCAAACAGUUCAUGAAAGACGCCGUCGUCGCUCGUAACGCUUUCGCCGCCGCGCACUCCGCUUACGCCAUGGCUCUCAAGAACACCGGAGCCGCUCUCUCCGAUUACGCCCACGGCGAGUUUCUCGUCUCCAACCACCACUCUUCUUCCUCCGCCGCCGCCGCCGCCGCCGCAGCUUCCUCCGUGCCCACCGCCGUAUCUCCUCCUCCGCCUUCCUCCACCGCCGUGAUUUCCAACUCCGUCGCUUCCUCCUCCUCCGCCGCCGAGAUCUCUCAGCCUAUGCCGGAAACUCUCCCGCCGCCUCCUCCUCCGCCGCCGCUCCCUCUCCAGCGCGCCGCCACCAUGCCGGAGAUGAACGGUAGAUCCGGUGGUCCGCCCGGGAGUGGACUCAGCGGGGCUAUAAUUGAGGAGGACGACGACGGCGACGAUGACUCGGAGGUGGAGAAUCACGACCGGUUGGUUAGGAAGUCGAAGAGCCGCGGCGGCAGCACUAGAGGCAGGCCGAUGAUUGAUGAUGAUGAUGAUGAUCGCCGCCACCACCAUCAUAACCAAGAAGCUCCUCCUCCUCCUCUUCCGCAGUCCAUGGCGGCGAAUUCGAGGCCGAUUCCACCGCCACGUCAGCAUCAGCAACAAGAGCACUUGGUGUACGACUACUUCUUCGCUAGUGAGAACAUACCUGGAACCACUCUAGAGGACACUCCUCCUCCUCCGCAGCCACAUGCCAAACCUGCUCCUCCUCAGCCAGUUUCACCAUCCUCAGAGGAAGAUGAUGAACUUGAUGAGGAGGAGGAGGAGGAGGAGGAUGAGCCGGUGGUUGAAAGGAAACCGCCGGUGGUUGAGGAAAGGCCGAAGGCGAGUGUGGAACUUGAAAAAGUUGCUAACUUUAGAGGGAUGAAGAAGCCUAUCGGCGGAGAGAGGAGAGGAGGAGGAGGGAGGUUUCCGGCGACGGCGACGAACUUGGCGAAUGUGUUCAAUGAGCUUGAUGAUAAUUUCUUGAAAGCUUCUGAAAGUGCUCAUGAGGUUUCCAAGAUGCUUGAAGCCACCAGGCUCCAUUACCACUCUAAUUUUGCAGAUAAUAGAGGACAUAUUGAUCACUCUGCUAGAGUGAUGCGUGUAAUUACAUGGAACAGGUCGUUUAGAGGACUACCAAAUACUGAUAAUGUUGGGAAAGAUGAUUUCGAUUCAGAAGAGAAUGAAACUCAUGCUACUGUUCUUGACAAGUUGCUAGCAUGGGAGAAGAAGCUCUAUGACGAAGUCAAGCAAGGUGAACUGAUGAAAAUCGAGUACCAGAAAAAAGUCGCUCACUUAAACCGGGUAAAGAAGCGAGGCGGCCAGUCAGAUUCACUAGAGAGAGCCAAAGCAGCAGUUAGCCAGCUGCACACAAGAUACAUCGUCGACAUGCAGUCCAUGGACUCCACAGUCUCAGAGAUCAACCGACUCCGCGACGAACAGCUCUACGUCAAGCUCUUUCACCUCGUCGAGGCAAUGGGGAAGAUGUGGGAGAUGAUGCAAAUGCAUCACCAGAGACAAGCCGAGAUCUCCAAGGUUUUGAAAUCACUAGACGUGUCACAAGCGGUUAAAGAAACAAACGAUCACCACCACGAACGAACCAUCCAGCUCCUGGCCGUGGUACAAGAAUGGCACACGCAGUUUUGCAGGAUGAUUGAUAACCAAAAGCUAUACAUAAAAUCGCUCGGCGGGUGGCUGAAGCUGAACCUCAUCCCUAUAGAGAGCACGCUCAAGGAGAAAGUAUCGUCGCCGCCGCGGGUUCCGAACCCCGCGAUACAGAAGCUUCUGCACGCUUGGUACGACCGUUUAGACAAGAUUCCCGACGAGAUGGCGAGGACGGCGAUCAUCAACUUCGCGGCGGUUGUGAGCACGAUCAUGCAGCAGCAAGAGGAGGAGAUGAAGCUGAGGGACAGGUGCGAGGAGACGAGGAAAGAGCUGGGGAGGAAGAUCAGACAGUUUGAGGAUUGGUACCAUAAGUACAUGCAGAAGAGAGGGCCUGAGGAUAUGAACGCGGAUGGGUCUGAAGGUGAUAACGAGCAUAAAGACGAGGUUGUCGUAAGGCAGUUCAAUGUGGAACAGAUUAAGAAGAGGUUGGAGGAAGAGGAAGAAGCUUACCAGAGACAAAGCCAACAAGUUAGAGAGAAGUCGAUUGCUAGUCUUAGAACUCGUCUUCCUGAGCUUUUUCAGGCAAUGUCUGAGGUUGCGUAUUCGUGUUCGGAUAUGUAUAGAGCGGUUGCGUAUUAUGUGACUCAGCGGCAAAGCCAAAGCGAACGGCAUCAGAGACCACCAAGCCAGAAACCACAAAGCCAGGGACAAACUUCCGUAAGAACCGAUGUAAGACAAGAGUGAUGUCUUUCUUUUUUCUUUGGUCUGAAUUUUUCAGCACACACAAAUACAGCUUAUAGCAUAUAGUUAUCUUUGCUUUUUUUAUAUAUUAUGUUUUGGGGUUUUAUAAGGUUUGUUACGUCUGUGUUAUAUAUAGACUUGAUUUUUAAUGAAUUGGUCUCGAGUACUAAGAGUCUUUGUAUUUGACUA
Messenger RNA from Raphanus sativus (radish), 2731 nucleotides. Its product is annotated as protein ALTERED PHOSPHATE STARVATION RESPONSE 1. The record is from RefSeq and is a predicted model, not a curated record. Lineage: Eukaryota; Viridiplantae; Streptophyta; Magnoliopsida; Brassicales; Brassicaceae.